Molecule: messenger RNA, 789 nt
Organism: Neltuma alba
Lineage: Eukaryota; Viridiplantae; Streptophyta; Magnoliopsida; Fabales; Fabaceae
Exons: 3
Coding region: 1-789 (262 amino acids)
Source: RefSeq, a predicted model, not a curated record
AUGGGUAAAAGGAAGAUUAAUAUUUUGUGCCUACGAGAAACUAAAUAUGUUGGAGAGAAGGCCUUCGAAUUUACUAAUGGAUUUAAACUUUGGUAUACGGAAAAGGUAGGCACAGGGAAUGGAGUUGGUAUUAUCAUUGAUAAUGAAUGGAAACAGAAUAUGGUGGAAGUCAAAAGGAUAGAAGACAUAAUCAUUUCUCUAAGAAUAAUUGUGGGGAGGGAUACUAUCAAUAUUAUUAGUGCUUAUGCGCAUCAAGUAGGAGGGGAAGACCAUCUUAAGGAGAGAUUUUGGACAGAUAUGGAGGGUUUGAUUCAGAGUAUACCAACCAUGGAAAAGAUUUUUAUUGGCGGUGACCUUAAUGGACAUGUUGGUAAAGACACAGGACAAUAUGCUAGGGCUCACAGUGGUAUGGGUUUUGGAGUGCUUAAUAAUGAAGGGCAAACUAUUAUUGAUUUCUCCCUCAUGUACAACCUCAAGAUUGUUAACACUUGUUUUAAGAAGUCGGAUGAGCAUUUAAUCACUUAUAAGAGUGGAACCCAUAGGUUGCAAAUUGAUUUCUUUCAGGAAAGGUAUCAUGUAGCUAAAAAAGAGACUAGGAGAGCAGUGGGAGAAGCUCGUGCUAAAGCGUUUGAGGAGUUCUAUAAGGAUCUAGGGACUAAGGUUGGGGAACGCAAGAUCUACAAGAUCACGAAGAAUAAAGAAAGAAAAACAAGAGAUUUAGACCAAGGGCAUGCUAAAUCUGUGCUCGCAGACUACUGGGGAGUCACCGAGAAGAGGAGUGCCGAGUAG